Molecule: messenger RNA, 1065 nt
Organism: Puma concolor (puma)
Lineage: Eukaryota; Metazoa; Chordata; Mammalia; Carnivora; Felidae
Source: RefSeq, a predicted model, not a curated record
AUGCCGCUCGUAGUGUUUUGCGGGCUGCCAUACAGCGGCAAGAGCCGGCGGGCGGAGGAGCUCCGUGGGGCGUUAGCGGCCGAGGGCCGCGCGGUGUACGUAGUGGAUGACGCGUUGGUGCUGGGUACGGAGGACGCGACGGUGUAUGGCGAUUCGGCCCGUGAGAAGGCGUUGCGCGGGGCCUUGCGAGCCGCAGUGGAGAGGCGCCUCAGUCGCCACGAUGUAGUCAUCCUCGACUCGCUUAACUACAUCAAGGGCUUCCGCUACGAGCUCUACUGCCUGGCGCGGGCGGCGCGCACUCCGCUCUGUCUGGUAUAUUGCGUACGGCCGGGCGGUCUGAGCGGGGGACCUCGGGUGGCUGAUGCGGUGGACCACCGAGGCCUGAACCUCAGUGUGAGUUGGAGGCCGCGCACUGAGGAAAGAGGGAGACCUCUGGCGGUGGGCACCCCUGUCCUCAGGGAACCACAAGCAGUGGACUCUGUAGCAAGCGGGAGAACCCAAGCAGUUGUACCUAAGGAACUGGAGCCGGAGGAAACCGGGGUGCCAGAUCUUCCAGCUCCUGUGACUUCAGAAUUUGAUACAUGUGAAAAGCGUAUGGUCAGUACCUUUUACUCUCCUGAACUUAUGGAGGCACUAACGCUGCGCUUUGAGGCUCCCGACUCUCGGAACCGCUGGGACCGGCCCCUGUUCACCUUGGUGGGCUUAGAGGAGCCAUUACCCCUGGCAGAGAUACGGGCUGCCUUGUUUGAGAACCAGGCUCCCCCACCGCAUCAGUCUACACAGUCCCAGCCCCUUGCCUCCGGCAGCUUUCUGCACCAGUUGGAUCAGGUCACCAGCCAGGUGUUGGCAGGACUGAUGGAAGCUCAGAAGCGCGCGGUCCCUGGAGACUUGCUUAAGCUUCCUGGCACCACGGAGCACCUGCAGUUUACCCGGCCUUUGACCAUGGCAGAACUGAGUCGCCUCCGACGCCAGUUUAUUUCCUACACCAAAAUGCAUCCCAACAAUGAGAACCUGCCUCAGCUGGCCAACAUGUUUCUGCAGUAUCUGAGCCAGAGCCUGCACUAA